Molecule: messenger RNA, 1821 nt
Organism: Colletotrichum acutatum
Lineage: Eukaryota; Fungi; Ascomycota; Sordariomycetes; Glomerellales; Glomerellaceae
Exons: 4
Coding region: 1-1821 (606 amino acids)
Molecular function (GO): protein binding
Source: RefSeq, a predicted model, not a curated record
AUGGAAAUCAAGGACCCGCCUGAAGUCGAUGACUUCGAGCACUUACGAAUGAAUGCGAAACGACUUGGCAACAGAAAAGGACAAAUUCCCCACGAUCAUCCCCCGACUAGCAUGCUCAAGAUGGAAUUCAUGAUGGAAAUGUCGCAAGUCAUUGUCCGGACCGUGACGCCACCAAACCGGGUAGGAUGCAUCACAGCAAUUGUGGUAGACGAGGCCGGCACUGCGAUCUCGCUUUCUAUCUACAAUCAGCCAGACGAGACGAUGAUUAAAGCCAACGACGUACUGCCAGAAGGCAGCGUCUGUCUGAUCAAGGAUCCGUUCUUCCAGGCGAACAAAGCGGGCAAUAGCUACAACUUACGGGUGGACCACGUCAGCGACAUCAUCCUGCUACGUGGAGGCGACGAGCGCAUCCCGCGACGUUGGAGGAAAUCGAAAGCCACUGCUGCCAAUUCUGAGGAAAUUAGGCAACAUGGGGAUACAGCUGCACUCGCGUCCGCCAUCACACCGGAGCAGACCCGUGCAGCGCUCCUCAAUCGUUCCUUGGCCAAUCUGAGGCUUCAUCGCCUGGAAAAGGCGGUAGACGACGCUUCCAAAAGCCAAGAUGAUAACGUUCCAACCCAGAAAGGACUUUUCCGGGAGGCCAAGGCUUACUACUCGCUGGAACAGUUCUCACUCUGUUCAGCAAAACUGCGAAAAGUCCUCGCGCUGAACCCCAAAAACCAAGACGCAAAGAAGGAGCUCGCGCGAACUUUGCGGCGUAUCGAUGAGCAGGAUCGGGGGAUCUAUCAAUGGGGGCAGAUGUACGACCAAGCCAACGCCACUCCACCUGUGAUCGACUGCGCGACCUACAACGGCCCUGUCGAAGUGCGCCGCUCCACUGAACGUGGACGUGGGCUCUUCACAUCAAAGGCAGUGAAGGCUGGGGAUCUUCUUCUUUGCGAGAAAGCUUUUUCAUAUCGCUAUGCUGGCGAAGAUGAUAAUAUGGAUGCUAACCAGAAUAACAGGGUCCUGGUGAGCCUAGUAUCAAAGAGGACGGUACUUGGUGCGCAGGCGAGUCUCGCAUUCAACAUCAUACAGAAACUUCACCAUAACCCUCGGCUCGCUCCGCGUUUCAACGACUUGCAUCAUGGGGACUCUCAUUCAGGCGCGGCCAAGCAGCAGGACAAAUCAAUAAUUGAUACCUUCUUUGUCAUGGAUGUCGUUAGCCUCAACUCUUACGGUUCCCCUCGCACAUGCCUUAUUCAAUUCAACGGACAUUUAAGUCACAAGAAAUCCACGACCUGCGGCCUUUGGAUCUUGGCAUCCUACAUCAACCACGCUUGCGUAGGCAACUGUCAACGCUCCUUCAUAGGUGACAUGAUGAUUCUACGAGCUAGCACAGAUAUGGAUGCCAACACGGAGUUGCAAUUUUGCUACUUGCCACCCGACGGCCUGAGCUACGAAGAGGUUCAGAAGAGCCUUCAGCCUUGGGGCUUUGUGUGCCGCUGCGAGUUGUGUGAAGAGAAGAAGCUAGUCUCGGAGGAGGCUUUGCAGAGGCGACAAGAACUCAUCCGAGAUUCAGAAAGCACGAUGGCCAACUCUAGCACUUUAAGUCAACAAUCCAAGGCAGAGCGUCUUCUUGGCCGGCUUGAGGAGACCUACGCCGACGGGAGAACAAAAUAUCGAUUGGAAAUCGGGCAAUACUACGUUCUACUCGGAAUGAAGCGACUGAAAAGAAGAGAACCAACCGGAGCCCUCGAGUCGAUCAUCAAAAGCCUUGAGGCUUAUGGCUUUGUCAUCGAGGCAAUCCUCCUGGAAAAAUACUCGGGAAGCCGCAUUUGA